AUGAAUUCUGUCAAUAACGAGUCUAGCUCUACAAAUACGAAAUUUGUUCAAAAUGAAAAGGUUGAUGUAGCUCUCGAUUUAGACAACACUAAGAAGAUAACAAUAUUGAUUGUUGAAGAUGAUCCUGUGAUUCGCAAGGUGCAUGAAUUAACUCUUCGCAAGGCAGGUCUAAAACCCUCCGUAGCUAAGAACGGAGAAGAAGCUGUUAAUCUUUUUCUUUCAGGGGCUUCAUUUGAUCUUGUUUUAAUGGAUAACAACAUGCCUAUCAUGAAUGGACCUAUGGCAACAAUGAAGUUGCGAGCAAUGGGAGUGAGUACCAUGAUUGUUGGCUUAACUUCUAAUGAUAGUGAAGAAGAGAAACAAGCUUUUAUGGAAGCAGGACUUGAUGAUUUCUAUGCAAAGCCGUUAACUUCAGCUAAGGUUGCCAAUUUACUCGAGAAACUCAAGAAGAACUAA
This is a messenger RNA of Carica papaya (papaya), 456 nucleotides long. The record is from RefSeq and is a predicted model, not a curated record. NCBI's taxonomy places the organism in Eukaryota, Viridiplantae, Streptophyta, Magnoliopsida, Brassicales, Caricaceae.